AUGAUUUUUCUUUUUUCCAAAUUUUUAUCAGCAGAAAAUGAGAAAAUUCCAUUACAUGCUAAUCCAAACUUACCAAAAUUAUGGCAUAAAAGAGAAUUUGAUGAAUGCGAUGGAAUAAACACAAUAAUUGUAAAUAAAACUUGCCAAUGUAUGCCAGGCUUUCCAUUUGGUGAUCCAAAUAGUACACAAGGCUGUUAUAAGUGCAAUGAUCAAUGCAAUAAGUUCGCUAUUUGUGCUUUUCCAGGAAGAUGUGUUUGCAAAAAUGGUUACAUAGGAGAUGGCGUUAAAGAAUGCAUUGUCCCAGUUCCACGUUUAGAUUCUUCUAAUACAUCAUAUAUAUUUACUCGUGGAGGCCAAAAUACAACAAUUUUAACAAUUCCUUAUAAGAAUUUUCACCCUGACAAAGCAUAUUGCAAAUUCGAUGAUCAAAUUGUUAAAGCACAUACAGUAACUAAUACAACAAUUAUAUGCUCUUCGCCGCCAAUUCAUGAAGGAAUAAUCAAAGUUUUUGCUUCUUACGAUAACGUUACAUGGACAGAUGAAAACGCAUUUGCCGAGUGUAGCUAUGAUGGUAUCAAGGUAUCUUUUAGCUUUAUCUCCAUUCUAAUCGUGAUUGGAAUUAUUAUCGUUUUAAUUUACAUUUAUGAGAAGCAUAUUAAACCAAAGAAGAUCAAAACACCGUUACCAAGUAUAUUAGAGACAAACGGAAUGGAUGUUGUUCCUUUUUCAGAAAAAUAA
Molecule: messenger RNA, 738 nt
Organism: Trichomonas vaginalis G3
Lineage: Eukaryota; Parabasalia; Trichomonadida; Trichomonadidae
Product: immunoglobulins domain-containing protein
Exons: 1
Coding region: 1-738 (245 amino acids)
Source: RefSeq, a predicted model, not a curated record